AUACGGUCGAUAGAAGCAAGCCACGUCGCGCAACCCACGGUGGUUGCAGUAAAAUGCAGUGACGAACGCGCCAUCGACGCGUGGCCACGCGAGGAAUCAUCCCCCCGUGAAUGACCCGCUUUUCUUUCCCUCUCGCGCGAGAAGAUUCGUUCAUUCCGCUCGUAAAUGUCGACGAAACCGCGACCACGUGAACGAAAUGUCAUUGUGAAUUUCGGAGCACUCUUGAAAAUUCGCGCAUACGUCGAGUAAAAUCUUAACGCGUGUGUUGGUGCGAAAUUAUAUUCUGAUUCUCGCAAAAAACAGCUGUUUGACAUCAAAAGUUUCGCAGAGGUCUUCGACAAUCGUCGGCUCUUGCAAAAAACUCUGAUAAUUUUUUUGAGACUUCGUUUAUCAUCGACCUCAUAUGCAUAACAGCUGUUCGGAGAUUUUUUGAAUUUCUGAAGGUGAUUUUGUUUGAGACAAAGAUUUAUACAGAAUCAUUAACAAGCUCGCAGAUAAUCAUCCGCGAAAUCGGACCGAUUCAUCGCGAUCACGUGAAUCGUAUUUUUAUUUUUUAUUUUUUUACGUUUCUGCAAGUCUCGACAGUCGAAAAAUUACGGCCGGAGAGAGUUUGCACAGAUUGUCUCCAUCGAUCACUCUCUCUCGUCAGAAUUUCCCGACGUAAAGAGUCGCGACACUAGCUACCGAUCUGAGAGAGACCGGCGCAAAAGGAGGCAAAAAAAAUUAUCAAAAAAGUACAGGAAGGCGGAUUGCAAACAAACACGCUUGAACGAACAUCAGCCAACUAUAAAACCGCGAGCAAACAGAACUGAAGCGUCACCAUCGCCGUGACAUUGGACGUUGCUGCAAAAACUGUUUACGUGUCAAGUCGAUACCACGACAAAGAUACUCUCUGUCGAAUUCACGCGGCGAGCACUUAUCCGACUCGUGCCACGUGUGAAUCGAAGAUUAAAGAGGAACAUGUCUCCUCACGGUCUCACAUUUUUUGACUAUUGUACAAAUUUAUUGUGACGUAUCAGUUGAAACUCGAAAGACAAUGCUGUUUAUUUCUAAACCUCUCCAUCAGAAAGAUAUCGCAAAAUUAUCUUCGAGUCGACGCGAAGAGGAACGAGCGUUGACGCAUGAAGAGACUGCAGUUUGAAAGUCGGAGGAUCAAGGCGGACGAAGUAGAGGGUUGUAAACUAUCGAUUGACCCGUGUAUCUUGAAGAGGAUGCUCUCUUUGGUAUCGUGAGGAAAGCGGAGUUCACGUCGCAGUCACGUGCGAAGAAGACGAGUAGAGCGAAGGAGAGAGAGAGAGUCGAAGUGCGCGAGGGAGGAAGAAAGACCGACCUUCACACACAGGCGGAGCAGGCGACGCCACGACGUCGUCGUCAUGGAAAAUCGAUUCGCCGCCGACCAUCAUCACCACCCCGCUACAACCACCCGUCGCGGUGCAAUGACCUCCAAACCGGGAAAAUCCUAUAGCGUGAGGUCUCCGCGAAUCGGAGGGCCUCUUUCGCAAUCGCUAGCUAUGAUCCCGCCUACCAUGCACGGGCACGAGUUCAACCAGCCCCUGUCGAGGGUGGUCAUGGUCCGUAAAACGGAUCAAAGGACUUUCAGCAAGGGAAGACGGGGUGGCGAGCCUCUCCUGGAAACCGUUACCAGGGAAACCGUCGAACUCUUCAACGGCGGCCGAGCCGAGAGAAAAUAUACCUCCGAAACCAGAGACAUCGUUACACCCAAGUCGAACAGGUCGAGGCCAGACUCGGUAAGGUCGAAGUCCCCGUUGACGGCGUCGCCGGCGUCACCGGGUCCGUUGUCGAAUUCUUUGCACGGCAGUUUCCACGGCAGUCUAGGAAGCGACGGCAUGUCCUGCAGCAGCGCCAGAUCCUCCUCGGCGUCUCCCGAUUCCGCAAGAUACUCGUCCGCACAGAUAACAAAGUCUGACACGCGUAAACCGUCUGUGCGCAGAUCGGGGCCUCCGAAGGAAUUCAUCAACGUCUGCCUCGACACGCACAAUUUCUACCGAUCGCGGCAUGGAGCACCGCCAUUACGACUCAGCAAGCAGCUAUGCAAAACAAGUCAAGACUGGGCAAACAUACUGGCGGCUAGGGGUAGGUUAGAACACAGAGCGAAUAUCGAUUAUGGAGAGAAUCUCUAUUGCAUGUGGAGCUCCAAUCCAAAGACCGUCGUCGGUGGUGAAGAGCCGGUGAACGAAUGGUACGCAGAAGAGGCUCAACACCAGUACGGAAAGGAGCCCACAACGCUGAAGACUGGUCACUUCACGCAAGUGAUCUGGAGAGACAGUACCGAAUUGGGGGUGGGAAUGGCCAGGAACCGGAACGGCGAGGUAUACGUCGUGUGUAACUACAAUCCCGCCGGGAACUUCCUGGGCAGUUUCACGGAGAACGUGCUUCCACCCGUGGAUGCUAGUCCUACGAAACGAAUUACCUUUACUGACCUGAAACAACAGAACGCGUUAGACGAGCAAGCGUGGCAGCAGGAGGCAUUAUUGGUUCACAACGAAUACAGGAGAAAACAUCGAGUGCCCGACUUGAGGUUGAGUCCGGAAUUGACAGCUGCUGCCAAGGCUUGGGCGAAUACAUUACUAAAUACAAACAAACUGUUACCUCAGUCGUCGUCUCCGUACGGCGAAAAUAUUUAUUCGAUGCAAUGUUCCGAUCCGAAAUUGAUCGUCUCUGCGAGAGAAGUCAUUUCGAAGUGGUAUUCCGAGAAGAAGGAGCACAAAUUCGGCGUCGAGCCGAAAGUGCUCAACACAUGCCACUUCACUCAAAUUGUCUGGAAAAACACGACCGAGAUGGGUAUUGCUAUGGCAAAGCGAAACGGCACGUGCGUUAUAGUGGCAUGUUACCAUCCGAGGGGUAACAUAGUCGGCCAGUUCACCGAGAAUGUACUAAAACCUGUGAAAAAUCCCUGUUAACGCUUGAUUAAGUAAUUUCUGUCAAUAAUGUAUUUAUCAAAUCGUGUAUUUAUAUAUCGUGCGUAUAUACCAUGACGCAAAUUACGCGAAAUAUAUAUAUGAUGUAAAUAUGAUGAUGAUACUUGUGCAUAGAGACGUAGAAUAAAACACAUUCCAUAUAUA
Messenger RNA from Pseudomyrmex gracilis, 3083 nucleotides. Its product is annotated as repressed by EFG1 protein 1-like. Bases 1374 to 2921 code for a protein of 515 amino acids. The transcript is spliced from 8 exons. Lineage: Eukaryota; Metazoa; Arthropoda; Insecta; Hymenoptera; Formicidae. The record is from RefSeq and is a predicted model, not a curated record. Gene Ontology annotation, cellular component: extracellular region.